Messenger RNA from Penicillium chermesinum, 4908 nucleotides. RefSeq lists its product as uncharacterized. Lineage: Eukaryota; Fungi; Ascomycota; Eurotiomycetes; Eurotiales; Aspergillaceae. The record is from RefSeq and is a predicted model, not a curated record. The coding region runs from base 1 to 4908 and encodes 1635 amino acids. The transcript is spliced from 7 exons.
AUGUCGUCUCAAUUUCUACAGACGGAGCUGGCCAAUCUCAUUCACCUGGUCCGAAAACCUACAUUUGUGGAGCCAUUCACCAUUGCAUGUCAUACUCGCCAUGCGAAACUCGCAGGCAUCGGUGUGAUAUGCCUGCAAAGAUUAAUUGCAUCCAGGGCCCUUCCUUCUCAUCGCCUGAAGGACGUCCUUGCUGGCUUGCGCGAGACGACAAAUCUAAGUCUUGAUAUCCAAUUGAAGAUCUUGCAAUCUUUGCCCUCAUUACUGCAAUUCUACUCAGAUGAGCUGAGUGGUAGUCUACUCGCGAAUACUCUAGAGAUCUGCGCAACCUUGCAAGCCAGCAAAACCAUUGCUGUUAGCAGCACAGCGGCAGCCACACUCCAACAACUGGUGGUGUCGACUUUUGAGAGAGUGGCGAAUGAAGACAAGCUUCCCAGCGAUGCCAAGUCCACUAGUACUGUUAAAGUGGAUGGUCGGUUUGUACAAGUAGGCCAAUUCGCUUUUGAUGCGCUACAGGUCCUGGGUGAUCUUUGCCGCCUCGUCGACGGAGAGCAGCUACAGUUUCUCUCCACAAGAACUCUGGCCCGUCCAUUUGUCUUGGAACUCAUAGAAAGCAUUAUACUGAACAGUGGCCGCCUCUUCGUGGACCAUCCCGAAUUAUCACAAGUCUUAAGAACUCGCUUGAUUCCUUUAUCAAUACGCUGCCUGUCAGAAAGAAACUCUUUUUCCCAGACAGUUCGAGUCGCAAGAAUCUUGCUUCUGCUCUUGAAGCGUCACAUGUCUCUUUUAACCACAGAAUGUGAAAUGAGCCUGAUGGAACAGCGCCCUGGAAACGUGUCUUGUGUAUGGAGUUGUUCCGGGGUCUAUUUGCUGAGCCGGGGAGUUGUACGUCAGAUCUACUCGCUCUACGACGCACAAGAAGGCCGGAAGAACAUUCUUCGCGAUUACAUGGGCUCACUUGUCAAACUCGCUUCUGAGAAGCCCUCGUUGAUUGGUAUGAGUAACCAGUCAACCAUCCCGACCCGCGCGGAACACUCGCGAACUUUGACGGAUGAGCAACUGGCCCUUGAGGCUGGCGGUGUGGUUGGUGUCAUCGGCUCCUCUGUCCCACCAUCCGAAAUUAAGGUCCCAGGCAUUAGUAGCCAGUGGAGUGUGGGACUCGCCAAGUUUAUUCUUCCUCUGACAGUUCCAGAUAUAAAGUCGAAACGUAGGAACCGGUUAGGGAAUUCUGAGGGUCUCGAUUCUGCUCGUCCCUCCCAAGACGUCCAGUCUGCAGAUGCAGCGCGAGUGCAAGCAAUAUCUUCCUCGGCAAAGUCACCUGUUCCUAUCAAUCCUCUUGAACUCAAAUCGCACAUCCAGUACUCUGCGAUCGAGUCAUGCGCUGGCAUUAUCGAAAAUUGCUGGCAUGCUGUUCUUGCCACAUGUUCUACUUUCUUGCAUGCUUCUCUCGAUGACGAAUUUUAUCAUAACCUCGUCCGAUCAUUCCAAAAACUCGCUCAUACAGCGGGCCUUCUUAGACUCACUGUUCCCCGGGAUGCAUUCCUGACGACCCUUGGAAAGGCAGCCAUGCCAAUCGAUAUGAGUACAUCUGCGUCUGGGCCAUCCGCAAAUCUCCAGGGUAACGAGACCCCUCAAAAGAAACGCAAGAGCUCGGAUUUACCCCGCACCAAUUCAAUGCCAGUUGAUGGUUCAAGUUCACCGGUCUCUGAGGCGCCUAACGUAUCGUUGAGUACGAGGAAUCUGCUCUGUCUACGAGCCUUGAUUAACUUGGGUAUCGCACUGGGCCCCAUCUUAGACCAGCCGGCCUGGUCUAUUUUGCUCGAAACGUUGCAAUAUACUGGGCUGGUGAUUGGCGUAUCAUCCAGUUCAAUAAUCAAGUCAGCCAACGCGUAUGCAGAAAACCCGGCCUCUUACGGGAAUGAUGUCCCAAUGGCCAACAUGGGCACAGAAGUCAUCGCCGUACAAGCCGCCUCCAGUAAAAUGUUUGAGAGCACGAGCGACUAUCCUAUCGACUGCUUUAAGGGUAUAUUGCUAGCAUUGCUGAAUCUUUCGUCAUUCACUUCGCCAGAUUAUCAGCACGAACCCCCCGAUGUAUCUGAUACUCCUCGCUCCCCUCAGUCAUUUCGAAGACCCGGCCAUUUGCACCAGAAUGCGCGGAGGGUUUCAAGUACAGUGGGCAAGUCAAGAGUACAGGAUGAAGAGCUCAAAUUUGUCCUUUCUAAGGGUAAUGAGCUAGCAAACGCCAAUCUCUCGAGGCUGUCGUCUUUGGAAGAGGCGGAUAACGAGGCUUGGGGACUUCUAACUCGAAGUUUGAUUGGAGUAUCUGCAAAUACUACAAUCAGCCCCAACCUCAGAUUACAAGCUAGUAGUAUCCUGAACUCUUUGGUUUUCUUGACGAUGAAACCAAGAGAGGGCGACAGCGAAGAGAUGCAGAAUAAGGUUCAAACAAGAAACUUGCAAACUCUGAAAGACCAAGUUGUUUCUAUCUACUCGUCAGAUCAAAUCUCGUCCAUGUCCCUCCCAACAACAGUGGUUGAGAUACAUGAGCAAAGUUUGGAAUGUCUUCAAAAUAUUCUAGAGCAAUAUGCGGAAACGUUCAAAGAUGGAUGGGCUCUUUCCUUUGACCUGAUCUCUGGAGUUUUCCCAGGGAUUGCGAAGGCUGAAGCAGGAGACAAACUCACUACUCCUACCGAGCGUAGAAGCUCUGGACUUCCGGCUGGGCCACGACUCGUUCGAGCAGCGUAUAAGUCGCUACAUCUUGUGACCUCUGAUUUCUUGUCUCUCCUCCCGGCGCCGUGUCUCUUGAGCCUGGUGAACUCCUUUUCAAGCUUUGCUUCCCAGAUUCAGGACUUCAACAUUUCACUCACCACAACCUCGUUCUUCUGGACCGUCUCUGAUUUUCUUCAGGGUCAGAUAGAGAGGUUUUCGAUUGAGAGUCACGUUGAUGCUUCAGUUAGUGAAGAGCAUCUGAGCCAACUCGCUUGUGAUCAAGAUUUGUCCGUUUCUAGGAAUUCCCUUUGGUUGCUACUGCUUCUGCGCAGCGUUGAUAUUGCAACAGACCCUCGAUCUGAAAUUCGAAACAGUGCGAUUCAAACAUUGCUCAGAAUCUUCGAUGCAUAUGGGCAGCAACUUUCUCCUAAGGCAUGGCGACUGUGCUUGAAUCGAGUAUUGUUCCUCAUGGUUGAAAGGAUCGAUAAAGCUGUUCAAACCCCGAUGAGCAGUGGCGGUGACCCCAAAGCAUGGAUUGAGACGGCUGUUGUUACGAUCAAGGGAGUAUCUAAUCUGAUCAACAAUUUCUUCGACGCUAUCGUCAGCGAUGACGAUUUUGAUCAGUCCUGGGCUCGAUUUCUCAAACAUCUCCAACACUUUGUAGGCCUGCAUGUGCUGGAAUACAGCGAGGCCACCUUUUCGAGCUUGUCGGCCAUUCUUGCUCUGGUGCAGAUCCCUACUAGCCUCAGCAAGGGUGCACGCCAAUGUUCUUGGGACUUGUGGGCAAAUGGUCUCCCGACUCCCAGUGAGUCGCAGCUUGACCUUGAGAAGCCGAACCAGGACGCUGCAUUGGCCUACCUAAAAUCGUUCCAGCAGAUCUAUCGCCUGUACAAAGACCACUUGGCUGCAGAGGAUAUCGAAAGGGUUCUUCAACAUCUACGCCUCCUGGUAUGGAACUCCGUGUCGCCGCCCUAUUCUUCAGACCUUGAUCGUCCGUCUCCUGUACAAGCUUUGGUUCUUGAUUGUAUUCGAAGUCUUUGCCUAGAGAACGAAGCAUCCCAGGCAUCCAUUAUCCUAUGUCUAGCAGAUUUAUCUGCCUCAGCCCUCACUCGAUGGGGCCCCGGAUAUGACUCGAGAAAGCCGGCCUUCGUUGCUUUCUCUAAAGACACUACUGAUCUCAUCAGCUGGUACAUUGGCGAGAUUGGCAUCAAGCAAGAUCUCUUCACCGAUGGUACUCUCACAACAGUGCUUGAUCGCCUUGGUGUCCCCAUGGCUGAAAAAUACACCUGGAAAGGAAAGGACCGGGAGCCAUACAUUUGGCAGAAAUCUACGACUGCAUCCUUGGAUCUACUACAAGCAGCAGUUCCCUUCGGUGAGAAGCAGUACAGCAAUGCCAAAGAUUCGGAGAUUGCGAGAUUCUGGCAAUGCGUUGUUGAUAUUACCCACAGCAUUGUCUCUGCCCAUGGUUUCCAAACCCAGCAACUGUCUAAUACUCGAAUUCUUGCCGAUGAAGCUUUUGACAUCACAGCCUUCAAUCGUCUAAAGGCACUGAUACUCCCAUCGCUCGGGGCGUCUGUGAUCCCAGCUUCGAUCCGUCGCGAUUUUGCAUGUGCACUGUUCCACUCCUCGUUCAUAUAUCCACUCCAAAGGCUCGAUCUUCCAAAUGUCCCAAUUGAGCAAGAUCCUCUACAUGACUUCUACAAGAUCCGACCCGGUCGUACUUUUGACCCGCCUCCAACUCUUCGACCGCGGAUGGCCUACGCUGCUGUUGACACAUUAGUCCAGCUCGCAGCUACUACAGGCCCGGAUACUUCUUCUCCCGAAAACUGGGCUGCUCUGGCGCAGUCUGUUUCUCCAUACCUUCUACUCCGCUGCUCCAUAUCACUGAAAAGCUUUAUCGCCGAUCAACCUCUCCGUGGCUUAAUGCCCCAGCCAACUUUAGCACGCAAGUCGUUGCUUCACCUUCUCACUCAUAUGGUCGAGCUCAAGAGCGAUCCGUCGGCAAUACCGGAUCCUCCUAUCGUUAGAACCAUGGUUUCAACUACGAGCUCAAGCAAUGCUUCGUCUCAUUAUCGAAAGCACCUAGAAUGGUUGUAUCCGAUUGCUGUCAAAGCGAUCCAGAUCGCGGGUAAGGAACAUGACGAUGGGCUAGUCCUCCAAGCUCUAGGGAAGGUGAUGGAUAGUAUCGGCGGCUCCCGGUGA